This is a messenger RNA of Cucurbita maxima (winter squash), 831 nucleotides long. RefSeq lists its product as uncharacterized. The record is from RefSeq and is a predicted model, not a curated record. Lineage: Eukaryota; Viridiplantae; Streptophyta; Magnoliopsida; Cucurbitales; Cucurbitaceae.
AUGUUUGAGUACUCGGAGUCUCCAUUCAUGUGUGACGGUUGCAAGGAGGUCGGUAUAGGCUCUCGCUAUAAAUGCAGCUGCAACUUCGACCUUCACGUGCAUGGCGACACUCCCCGAUUCUGCAAUGCCUGUGGGAAGGAUGUCACUGGCUUCAUUUACCACUGCAAAUUGUGUGGUUUCGACCUUCAUCCAUGUUGUGCCAAGCUCCCAAUGGCACUGAGCGACGGUGCAAUCAAGCUCUACCUUUAUAAGAAAGUGAGUGCAUCGUGUCAUAGGUGCGGGCGGAAGGGAGGAAGCUGGAGAUAUAGGUCUUCCUGUAAGAAGAAUAAUCUACAUGUAGCUUGUGUGAAAGAUAUGCUUGUGGAGAGCUGGCAUGAAUUGUAUUUUGGACGUGGGAAAGGGACCAAAUUGGAGACGAGAAUUCCUAGUCUUAGGAAUUCUCUUCAGACUCAUCACAACAAGGGCAAGGGGAAGAUGAAAAGGAGCUGUGUUAUGGCUGGUAUGGCUGUCCAAUCUGUUAUAUCGGCACUGCUCGGUGACCCAACAGCUCUGAUUGCUGGAGUUAUUGUGGCCCUGAUAUCAGCAGCUUGAUGAACAAUGAUAUCAAGUAAGUUAGGAUUAGGAUUAGAAUCAGGUUCCUUCAGUAUGGACUUGUUUGUAGGAUAUCAGAUCAUCAUGAAUCUCAUGAUAUCAUUUAGUUGUAGCCAAAAAUCCAAGAGCCUACCUCGUUGAUAAACAAUUUCUCUGGCCAAAAGGAAAAAGAAAUAGUGAUUUUCUUUCAAGAACUGAAUUUCCUUUUGAGUUCACGUAAUAUUAUCUAAAAAUUCCCCC